CAUGUGUGUCCCCAAAAAGUUUACAAUUUUAAAACAAUUUCUAAUACAAUCCCAAAACUUUCACACCUCAACGAACUCACAACACUUAAAAGGCCAAACUAACUUGAAAUAUCAGAAAUGAGAGAGCUUGAGCGCUUGGAGACGAGCAUGAACCAUCAUCAACCAUGGCCGCCCAUUGGAGCUCCGACGAAUCUCCGGCGAGAAGAACCAUGUAUAUCACGAUUCGACGACGACUCAGUUAGUGCAUUCUCCUUUGGUUUCGUAGCUACAGCCAUUCUCAUUUCAAUGUUCCUCGUCAUGGCUAUCUUCGAGAAACUCGUUCGAACAACAACCACUAACUCUGAUUCCUCUUCUGGUCGGAUCCUCUUGGGUAUGGAAUCUCGGGUCGGGUUCAAUGGCACAUCAUCUAAGCUCGGUUACCAAUCUCCAAAGAUGACUGUUUACACGAACGGAGUAUCAGUAUUGAUGCCAGGAGACGACAUCCCUACUUUCAUUGCUCAUCCAGUGCCCGUGCCUCGUCCUCCUCUACACAUCUCACAGUCUCAGCAUCAACAUAGCUCAUCAAGAGACCCCUCCAACUCAAACUCCAUUCAAGAAUGUUGAAAGACUUGUUUUCUUUAUCAUGUAUAUUACGCAUUGGCUUAUUACUAAACAUUCGAGCUACCAACCACUCUGAGUUGAGUUUUGGCAUCGGAUGUUUUUGUUUUUUUCCCGAUGAUAUCACUAUAUAUUGAUUGGGUUAUUAUGUGUACAUAUAGCAUUAGGAUCCAGAAAAAAAAAACUGGUUUAUGCCCUUAGUAUCCUUGAGCACAUAUUCAA
Raphanus sativus (radish) is the source of this 819-nucleotide messenger RNA. RefSeq lists its product as uncharacterized. Bases 118 to 603 code for a protein of 161 amino acids. The record is from RefSeq and is a predicted model, not a curated record. The transcript has 2 exons. NCBI's taxonomy places the organism in Eukaryota, Viridiplantae, Streptophyta, Magnoliopsida, Brassicales, Brassicaceae.